Sitodiplosis mosellana (orange wheat blossom midge) is the source of this 796-nucleotide messenger RNA. RefSeq lists its product as uncharacterized. The record is from RefSeq and is a predicted model, not a curated record. The transcript has 3 exons. Lineage: Eukaryota; Metazoa; Arthropoda; Insecta; Diptera; Cecidomyiidae. The coding region runs from base 210 to 683 and encodes 157 amino acids.
UGUGAAACCACAAACAACCUUCAUAAAGCUAAAGCCAAAAAAUUUAUUUUCUUGAGUUAUAUUGUUUUCAAAAGUAACUGUUAUACAGUUGCAUUGCAUAUUGUUAACAUUAAUUGCAGUUGAAUCGCUCUCGAUGGUGAGUUAAUAUAGAGUGUGUUCGUCCAAAAUCCACAUAAAUAUAAAUCUAUCGUCUGUGACGAAAGGAGAUUAUGGCUAUAAAGACAAACGACACACAUUCCAGUGACGAAGUAGAAUUGAAGAGUGGUGUAAAUUUCAAACCCGAAGAAAACCCUAUACCAAACAACGAUGCAAAUCAAACACAAUCGAUAUCGGGUGCUGUUGAAAAGAAUGAUGUCACAACAACUCAGCCUCAUAUAACAUACAAUUUUAACUGUUUUAACUGCGAAAUAAACCUGAGCGGAUCGACAACCGAUAAUACUCCAUUCAAUCGAAACGUCAUUUACAACACAGCUGUUACAUCUGUUCGUUUUGCACUGAAAACAGCUUUAGUUUUUCUUGCGAUAUAUUUACUACUUAAAUAUCUCUUUCAAGACGCAAUUGGUCCAUUAGUUGAUUCAUUGAGGCCAACCGGUAUAGGUUUCACAUAUGCAAACAGAUACCCCCGUUCCAAUAAAACCGACGGCGUUAUGGGACAUAACAAUGUAACUCAAAAUCAAAUGUAGGGAAAGAAUAAAAUUUUCAUAAAAAAAUACGGAGUGGGUAAAAUUCGACGUUCAUCGGUGUGAGUGACCAAAUAUUAAUUCCGUGAUGCAAUAAAAUUAUUGUUUUGCUCAAU